This is a messenger RNA of Drosophila teissieri, 1324 nucleotides long. RefSeq names its product borealin. The transcript has 3 exons. Gene Ontology annotation, biological process: mitotic sister chromatid segregation. The record is from RefSeq and is a predicted model, not a curated record. Lineage: Eukaryota; Metazoa; Arthropoda; Insecta; Diptera; Drosophilidae. Gene Ontology annotation, cellular component: chromosome, centromeric region; spindle midzone; chromosome passenger complex. Bases 148 to 1104 code for a protein of 318 amino acids.
CUGGCAACACUGUUCGAUGACGCUUGAAUUUUAGCGGACAAACAAGAAAUAUCAGAAAAGACGACGCUUGCAACCAAAAUAGUUACUCCUUGAAAGAGCCCAGCGGUUUUAACAAGAAACGAGGAAUAAUCGAAGGACGCUGCCAGCAUGCCGCGCACCAAGAUACCAAAGAACUCCAAACGCAACCGCGAGGUGGCCAAUCGCGAGGAGAAGGUGCGCCUGUACGAGCUGAAAAUGGAUUCCCGCCUGAUCAGCAUCGAUUCGCUGGAGACGAAGUUCCUCUCCGCCGUGGACCACCAGGUGAAGACGCUGCUGGGCCAGGUGCAGAAGGAGCUGGCCAACCUCAAGAUGCCCGAGGUGCUGCGCCUCUUCGAGGAGCUGGACCGCUUCAGCGACUUCAAGGCCAGCGAUCAGACGCAGCUGCUCGCCUCCAUGUCCAUGAGUGGCAGCGUCACCGAGGGCCACGCCCCCUCGGCCACCGGGAGCCGCAACGACGAAGGCUACCUUACAGAGGACAGCAGCAUCGGUGCCAGCGGCGGCAGCAUCCUGGCCGCCCACACAGGCUCCCUGCUGCGCUCCACGAAGGCAAUGCGAACUCCCGGACCACUGCAUUCGGCGCGGGCCCGUCGUGCCCGCCGUAGUCGUUCCGCCUGCGGGGAUCUGAACAUAUUGCACUCGGCCAAACCGCCGUCGAUAUCGAGCAACUGCAGCCGCAAUUCGCGCAGCAAGUUGCGCACACCAAUGGCCUCGCGUACGAAGGCCUUCAGUGCCGAUCGAACUCCUCUGGCGCAGAAACAAAUGCGCUCCGGAUCGCCAACCACGCCGCCGAUGGCGUUCCUGCGCUAUCCGAAGCCCGGCGAGGUGGCCCUCUCCAAGUACGGCAGCCCCAUGGUGGCUCAAGUAAUGCCAGACAAGUUCGCCAAUGUGAACAUACCCAUUCGGAACGGAGUUCUCAGCUUGCGGCCCAAAAAACUGGAGGCCGACGAGGUGGAGUCAAAUCUGUUGGAGAACCUGGACGAGGACACCCUUAACCAGAUCAAAACGCUGCACGAGAACUUGCAGAUGAUUGUUAAUAGGGCCAGCCAGGCCCAGGUGUUCAAAUAGCUGUCAUUUCAAACGCUUCUCUAGAUAUAAUGCUAUAUCAUAUAUUUUAGUAUGUUUCGUUUAAGUUCAGUUUUCAUUUUACUCAUUUAGCUCAAGUAUUUUGCCUUCAUUUAUAUAAAUCUAUCGUAUUAACAUAAGUUUCAAUAUCACAUGUUCAUAUCCAAGUGUACGGCGAUUUAAAUGUAAUGUUUUAAAUACAUGCUUAACCAAAAAAAUGAAA